Clunio marinus is the source of this 1175-nucleotide messenger RNA. Lineage: Eukaryota; Metazoa; Arthropoda; Insecta; Diptera; Chironomidae. The record is from the annotation of a GenBank genome assembly.
ACAACAAUAACAAAAUUUUGAUCAACAAAUCAUUUCUUGUAUUUUUCAAACUUUAUUCUUAUUUCCUAGUGAAUCUAUGAAAGAAAUUAACGUCUUCAUAAUAAAUUAAGAUUAGCUUUUAUACUUAUUCAUAUUUUUUUAAACUUGAAAAUAAGUUUUUCAUAAGAAAAAUCAAAGGAAAAGUUAAAUUUGACAAAUCAACAAAUAUGUUUAACUUAGAAACUGCCAGAAGAAUACUCAUUGACAUUCUUAAACACGUAGCACUUCCAGAAAACAGUAAAAGGAUUUCUGAAGCGAAAUCAAACUCAGGACGUGAAAUGAUUAAAAUGAUGCAAUUUGUGUUUCCUAUUAUAAUGGAAUUGCAGAUGGAAGUGAUCAAAAACUAUGGCUUUUCAGGUCGUGAAGGUCUUGUGCAGUUUGAACAACUCAUAAGAGACAUGGAAGCCGAUGAAGAGAUUGCAAGACUCAGACAACAAAUCCGAAAUAUUUAUCUCCCUCCAAUGAAUUCUGCUUCAAGUCCAGAUUUAAUUUCGAUAAUUUAUAAAAUCAUGGAAAAUAUUCAAAACAUAAAAUGUGUCACAAUUGGAAGUAAAGCAGUUGGUAAAACAAGUCUUUUAAACACUUUCGCUGUUGGUCCGCAAUCAGCUGAUGAACCUUUUGAAAAUUUUAAUGGAAUUAAAAUAAAGUUGGAAGUUGAUGGUGAAAUCUUUCAAUUAGAAUUAUGGGACACAAAUUGCGAAAGUCACAACAAAAUGAUAAGAAAAGUUUAUUAUAACAAAUGCAAUGUGAUUAUUCUUUGCUUCUCAGUGAUGGAUCAUGAAUCUUUCAUGGAUGUCAAGAAAAAAUGGCAAAGUGAAGUCGAAUACUGUUGCCCAGCCGUGCCGUUGUUACUUGUUGGAACGAAAAGUGAUUUAAGACAUGAUCGAGUUAGUCUCUUAAGACUUGAUAGGAUAAAAAAUCAGAAACCUAUUACAAUAGAGAAUGCAAAGAAAAUGUCGCGUAAAAUAUCAGCUGCGUCUUAUCUUGAAUGUUCGGCUAUUAAUGGAAAUAUGACCUGUGAUGGAGUAGAUUGCUGGUGAACAUCUUUCAACUAGUAAAAGAAGAGAAGAAGCUUCAUUUAUAUUUCAUUGAUUUGAGCUUUUUAUUGAACAUCCAAUGUACAAUGAAAUCUGAUG